Molecule: messenger RNA, 968 nt
Organism: Acaromyces ingoldii
Lineage: Eukaryota; Fungi; Basidiomycota; Exobasidiomycetes; Exobasidiales; Cryptobasidiaceae
Exons: 2
Coding region: 17-793 (258 amino acids)
Source: RefSeq, a predicted model, not a curated record
ACCUUCUCCAUUUGCCAUGACCAGCCAGCAGCCCGUGGCCGUUCUCGUCUCUGGACAGGCGUCCACCUCGCACGCCCCCGAACUUGCCGACGUGCACCUGACCGUCUCCCAUCAAGGCCUGCCCGAUGCGCGCGAAGCGACGACGGAGCAGGUUCGCGCCACCCAGGCCAGUCUCUCGUCGCUUCUCACCAGCCUCUCGAAGAAAGCGAUUGGUGCAGCUGGUGGUGUUGCUGAGUCUGCGCCUGUCAGCCGCUGGAGCACAGGAGCGCUGUCGUCGUCGAAUGUGAGCGAGUGGGACAACGAAGCGCGCAAGACGCGCGUCAUCGGAUUCCGCGUCUCAAUUCGCCUCGAGGCCCGCUUCGUCCGCUCUGCCUUCUCGGGCGAUGCCACCGACAACAACAAGGGGUGGAGCAAGCUUGCCGAGUUCGUAAAGACGCUCGCCGCGACGCCCGACGUGGAGCUCGACAACAUCGAUUGGGUCCUGACAGAUGCCUCUGCCCUCCGUCUCACCCGCGAGGUGCAGGUGCAAGCCGUUGUUGACGCGCAGCAGAAGGCGCGCAACUAUGCCUCGGCGCUCGGGCUGCAGCAAUUGCAGGCCACCGAGAUUGUCGAUGGGAGCUAUCGAGGCGUCGCGGGAGGGUCCGGAGCGCCGGGAGGACCAGGCGCGCCGUACAUGGCCUCACGAGCGAUGCUGAGAAGCACCGGGCCGGGAGGCGAAGAGAGUCUUUUCACAUUUGAGCCAAAGGACGUCGAAGUGACGGCCAAUGUCAACGCACGCUUCGUCGCAAUGUAGAUGAAACAUCAAGCUUACUUGGCGACACCACCAAAAUCUUUGGUCUUAUUCGUGCCUCGGUGGACUGUGUUUUCUUCAGGAAUCUGACUAUUGUAACCUCAUACUUGACGAUGCUGGGUGAAGACAAUGCUUCUGCUCGCUGUCACGCCGUCCCAAUGAAAGACACUGAUCGAUG